AUGGGCAAGGCCGCAAGGUCAGGAGCCCUCCAUGGCCUCCUGGAAGAUAUCGUCGUCUGGGAGGUCCUCAUUCGCCUGCCGCCCAAAGCCCUCCUUCGUUGCCGUGCCGUCUGCCGCGCCUGGCGCAGCGCCACCUCCACCCGCGAAUUUCUCCUCGCACACCACGCCCACCAACCCGUCCUCCCCCUCCUAGACAACGGCAGCUACCUAAACCUCGACGACCCCAUAGACAUCUGCUGCUUCGACUAUCGGCCAGGGCUGGCCGCCCCUGACCAGCUCCAGUCCGUCGCCUUCUUGGAUCUGGGCGACGAUAUCUCCUACUGUCAACCGGUUGCCUCCUGUGAUGGCCUCCUCAUCUUCUUCAUUGACGACGCCGAAUUGUUCAUCUGCAAUCCGGCAACUCGUGAGUAUGCUCCCAUCCCGUCGCCUCCGAAUCAGCACUGGACCCUCCUCGGAAUGUAUCCUCACACCCUGACCGACGAGUACAGGCUACUCCUCUACUCGUGCGAGCGUAACCCAGGCAAUCAUGAGCCAGCUCAUGCGUGCCAAGUCUUGUCGUUGGGCUCCGGUCAGCCGCCGAGGCACAUCGGGUGGCCAGAUGCCAUUACAACUGCUAUUUUGAUGGAAUUACGCCCUCCUGUGCUAUUCCGCGGUAACCUGCAUUGGAUCCCGUCCGAUGAUGACAGCGAAAGCACGAUGAUAAUGGUGUUCGACACCACAUCUGAGUUGUUCCGGCAAAUGCGUACCCCCGUUGUUAAUGACUGUGCUAACCUGUUUGAGAUAGACGGCAAGCUCGGCAUGGCCAUCUUGAAUGUGGCGACAACCAUUGAGAUCUGGAUGUUGCAAGACUAUGAAAAGGAGAUCUGGAUCAUCAAUUGCCGGAUUGAAUUACCGGUUGCGGAGAUCAAAGUGCGAUGUGACAAUUAUGACGGCCGGUUGGAUUUUCAUGUGGUGCUCGUGCCUGGCGAUGGUGAGCUGCUUGUGCUGGUACAACUUGCCGAGUGGCUAUUUCAGCUUGGUACGGAUGGCAAGUUGGUCACCGCAUUACAUCGCAAAGAAGUCGAUGCUACUUAUCUUCAGCUCAAGCAAACUCUUGUUCCGCAUACAUUCUUUCACACACUAGAGGGUUAUGUUGUGAAUGCUCCGCCAUUCAUCUGA
This is a messenger RNA of Hordeum vulgare subsp. vulgare (domesticated barley), 1158 nucleotides long. Its product is annotated as F-box protein At5g49610-like. Gene Ontology annotation, molecular function: protein binding. The transcript has a single exon. The record is from RefSeq and is a predicted model, not a curated record. Bases 1 to 1158 code for a protein of 385 amino acids. NCBI's taxonomy places the organism in Eukaryota, Viridiplantae, Streptophyta, Magnoliopsida, Poales, Poaceae.